Dictyostelium discoideum AX4 is the source of this 1332-nucleotide messenger RNA. RefSeq names its product G-protein-coupled receptor family protein (gene fscE). The record is from RefSeq and is a predicted model, not a curated record. The transcript has 2 exons. The coding region runs from base 1 to 1332 and encodes 443 amino acids. Gene Ontology annotation, cellular component: membrane. NCBI's taxonomy places the organism in Eukaryota, Evosea, Eumycetozoa, Dictyosteliales, Dictyosteliaceae.
AUGAUAUCUCAUAUUAAAAAAUUUAUAAAUUUAUAUACAAUUGUUUUCCUUUUAUAUAUUCUAUAUAGUAAUGAAAAUUUUUUUGUAAAAGGGCAAAAAUUACCACCUGGGUUUUGUCCUUCUCCAUUAAUAUAUAGAAAUACAACAGAUAGACAAAGUGAUAUAGAUAUUGGCUUUCAAUUUUUAGGUGAAACAAAUUGUGUUCAACCAUGUCCAUCUUUAAUUUUAACAGAAAAUGAAUGGAAUAAAGUUUUUAAUAUGUCAUUAGUUGCGGGAACAAUUUCAAUGUUUGCAUUAAUAUUUUUAAUUAUUACAUAUAGUCCAUUAGUUAAUAAUAUUAAAGAUUAUACAAGACAUACUGUUGGAAUUUUAUUUUUAUUUUCUGGAAUUUUAAUUGCAAUGACAACAGAUGGUAGACAACUUUGGGAUAUUGAUUUAGGAUUUAAAAAAUAUUGUCCAGAACCAGGUAGAUUUGCAAGACAAUCAGAUUCAAAAUGUUUAGUUACAGCAAUUUUCUUUCAAUUUGGUUGUGUAACUGCAUUGUUAUGGUGGGCUGCAAUUUCAGUUGAUUUAUGGAUAACAAUUAAAAAAAUUAAAAUUUCAAAGAAAUUAUUUAUAAUUUAUACAAUUGCAGUGAAUAUAGUUACCAUAGUUUUAACAUUUGGACCAGUUGGUUCUAAACAGUAUGGUUACAUUGAUGCUGCAAUUGGUUGUUGGUUAAUGGAUUUGAAAUAUCAAGUUGGUUAUUUCUGGGCACCAGUUGGAUUUUGUUUAUGUGUUGGUUGUGUUAGUAUAGUUUUAAUUCUUAAAGAGAUUUACAAUGUUUCAGAUGCCGUUAAAAAGAAAUUAUUAGCAAAACAUUUGAAACCAUUAAUGUUAAUCAUUUUAAUGUUGACAGAAUUUAUUUAUAUGUUUAUUUUCUAUUCAUAUACAACUUCAAAAAAAAAUCAUUAUCAUGAUAUUAUUGAAGAGUAUGUUGUAUGUUUAUUUGUUCACGCGGCAAAUCCGUCCGUUUGUAAAAUUGGUUCAACAAUAUCACCAUCAGCUCACUUCUUUUUCCAUUUAUGUAUUAGAUUAAUGGGUUUAGAAGUUUUAAUUUUCUAUGGAUUUACAAGACAAACAAGAAAAAUUUGGAUGAGAUCAUUUUGGUUUAAUAAUAGUUUUAUUAAAAGAUUCUUACCAUCUAUUUCCUCAUCAAAUGACUCAAAAUCAUCAAAUAAUAAAACAAGCGGUCGUGUAACUGGUGGUUUUGGUGAAUCAUCUGAGCAAUCAAAUGAACCUGAACAAUCAAUUGAAUUAUCAGGUAUUGAUGAUUCUAAACAUGAUCCAUAA